Molecule: messenger RNA, 717 nt
Organism: Penicillium canescens
Lineage: Eukaryota; Fungi; Ascomycota; Eurotiomycetes; Eurotiales; Aspergillaceae
Exons: 1
Coding region: 1-717 (238 amino acids)
Cellular component (GO): endoplasmic reticulum
Molecular function (GO): oxidoreductase activity
Source: RefSeq, a predicted model, not a curated record
AUGUGUAUCUCAGGCUGGAGCACUCCACUCAGCUACAUCGGCCUUGCAGCCCUGGCUUACAUAACCCUCCACUUCACCCGCCAAGCGACAAUAUUCCUCCUUCGCAGCACACUAACAGCCCGCUACAACCGGCCCGGCACCAACUGGGCCCUCGUAACAGGCGCAACUGAUGGAAUCGGUUUCGGCUUCUGCGAAGAGAUCUGUGCCCGCGGCUUCAACGUCAUCCUGCACGGGCGUAACCGCACUAAGCUCCAGCGACGCGCUAGCGAGCUAAACGAGCGCUUCCCAACCUGCAAGACAGGCAUUAUCGUACUAGACGUUGUCGAUCUCACAUCCUCCGUGGACGGGGUUGCUGACGAGGUUUCCGCUAUUCUAGCCGCCUAUGGGGGCCAGUUAACCGUCCUGGUGAACAAUGUAGGAGGUGACGGCAGGCCCUCUGGGAUGCUAGACAGUUAUAGCUUCAAGGAUGUGCAGGAGACGAUCGCGAAGAACGCGAACUUCGUCGCGCAAAUUACGCGCAUAUUGCUACCGCUUCUAGCGGCGGGAGACCCAGGCGUUGUAUUGAAUAUUUCGUCCGUCGCGGCGUGGGGGCUACCCUAUGUGACUAUUUAUGCUGCAACGAAGGGGUUCGUCGAUACCUUUACGUACGCACUGCAGGCCGAGUGUAACGCCGAGGGACGGGGGUCGAGGUGCUGGGUCUACGCGUGGGCCAGGUGA